GACAGCAAGUUUUUCAUUAAUUAGGUAAAGGUUAUCCUGGUGCGGUAGAAUUAUAAAUACGUCGACAAUUCUUGAAUCGUAAAUCAAAGAAAGUCUAUCAACCGCAGUGCGAUCAGCCAGUCGUUGUCAAUCACACCUUUUACACUCGCACUCUUUUUGCACAUCUUUCUCUCAUAUCACAAUUCAACUUUUCUCCAAUUUCUAUCUUUUUAACACUCACACUUUAUUAUCCUCACUCGGAAUUUCAUUAUGAAGUCGUUUAUCAUUAUCAUCACUCUUCUUGCACUAUGUCUUAAUGAAGCAGGAACAGCUCAAAUAGUCACUCGAGAUGCAGAAGUCGAUAAACAUACGAAAUCGUCAUCAAACCUCAUGACCUGUCAUGCUAAUGCCACAAGUAACGUAGUCUCUGAUUUAGAAGAUUGCGAUAAGGUCGCUACUUACAUGGCCACAAACAAGUCGGCAUGCGCAAAGUACAGGUCUUGCACCUUGAUGACCAGAGCCGGUAUCGGUAAAGCACAGGCGGUUCAAGUGACAUCGCCCACCGAACUCAGAUACGCCUUCUCCGCCUACUUUGAAAAAUGUUGUAAUGUUACUGAUCCAAUAAAGCCUCGUUUAGAAAAAUUCCCCAAGACUGCUGAUGGAGACCUUUACUUGACUAUAGCCUUAUGUGCAGUUUCUGAUCCAAAGUGUAAUACAGGUGAUCAAGUUUCAGUUUGUUCUGAUUCGACUUUUGAAGAAUUGAAAAACGCUCAAGCAAACUUAACAGAUGUUCCAAAGAUUGGUGUGAAUCAAGAUUUAUCGUAUUAGAUUGAAUUUUUCUUUUUACAUACUUGUACUUACUUUACAAGCUUAUGGUAGUGAGUCUUGGGAGUCGGAUAUGCAAUCAAGAAGCGGGACUUGGAUGUU
Molecule: messenger RNA, 906 nt
Organism: Melampsora larici-populina 98AG31
Lineage: Eukaryota; Fungi; Basidiomycota; Pucciniomycetes; Pucciniales; Melampsoraceae
Exons: 5
Coding region: 250-807 (185 amino acids)
Source: RefSeq, a predicted model, not a curated record